GUGGUUAGUGUUACCUGCUGCAGAGAGUUAUCAAAGACUACGUGUCACUGUCUCUUUGGGCUGAUUCUCUACACUCAUUCUCGUAAUUACCCUCUCAGUUUCCAAGUGAGAAAAAUAUUUAUGGAAUGAAUUUAAGCAUGUGAUUGACACGUGGAAGGGCAUAUUGGGAAUUUUAAUGAAAUGACGAUUGUACAAAUUGGGAUGUCGGGCAGAGGAUUAUGUUUACUUUCAUCUUAUCAGCAAAUGAAAAACGAAUGAUCCACAGAAAUCCAAAAGCCACAAAUCAUUUUAUUUCCCUACUUUGAUCAAGCACUUUCCCCUUCUCUGCUCUCUUUUUCUUUUCUUUUCCUUUUCUUUUUUCCCUCUCCUCUUUCUUUUUGAUUAUGGCGUUAGCUGAGAGCUCCAACAUGCUUUCUUCCACUUCUACUAUGCUUGAAGACGAGGAUGAUCAUGAUACUGAUGAUGGGUAUGAUCAUGAUCAUCAUUCUCACACCCAUAAUUUGUCUAGGUUGUCUGUGUGUACUAGUUCUAUGUAUACCAUUGAUGAUGAUGAUUAUCAAGAUUGUGAUGGUAUGAAGAUGUUCAUGUCAAGAUUAUCCUUAGAAAGCUUCGAUGCAGAUGAGGAACUUUCCGAUGAGAAAGAAGGGAUUGGCUUGCUUGACCUCUCCUCGGAUUCCGAUGAAGAACCGAGUUGCUACUCUCUUCCAGCGACCCCGCCUCGCCGGAGAAAUCGCGGAGGUUUGGUAAAUAAGAAGCUUCUGGGGGCGAAGGAGUACGCUAGUGAAAAUGAAGCUCAAAAGGGUAAUAUGAGAAAGAAUUUGAGGAGGAGAAGAAGGGCUGUAAGGGAAAGAUGGAUUGAUGCGGAUAAUAAGAGUAAAAAGAAAGAUGAAGAGUUUUUGGGUGUUGGAAUGGGCAAUUACUAUGGGUACUGUAAUAGUUUUAGUGGGGAGAGUGAAGGCGGUGGGCUGGUAGUGAUAACACGGCCGAAGGGAGGGAAGAGGUCAUUGUGCAUGGACUUGGAAGAAGUGAAGGCUUGUAGAGAUCUUGGGUUUGAGUUGGAGCAUGAGCGCAUGCUGGAAAUGCCUGGUCGUGUCUCCCUCUCAGGAUCUACCCUUGAUACAAGCAGCGGUGGCAAUUCGCCUAUCGCCAACUGGCGGAUUUCUAGCCCUGGUGAUGAUCCGCGAGAAGUGAAGGCCCGGCUAAAGGUAUGGGCACAGGCAGUAGCGCUUGCAUCUGCGUCUCGACACGGCGGCAUCUGAUCUGACUGCUAAUGUUUGCGGAUUCUAAAUCUAAAGCAUAUUUUUUGCACUUUUACCUUCGUAUCUUAAACACCCCCCGAAAAAAACUCAAAAAAAGGGGAAAAAGGAAAAGAAAAAAUAUAUAUAUUUUUGGAGGAUAAUUAUGAUCUUGAUUUUCAGCGUAGGUUGCUGGAGUUGGUAGUUGGGGUUGGCUUGUUAAGAAAAAAGUUUCCUUUUUGUAGGUUAUUUUGCUUUGUGGUGUUGGGAUUUCAGGUCGGAAUCCCUCUCUGCUCACUGUACAUGUUUCAGUUAUUGUAAAUAGAUCAGGUGAUCAAGGGUUGAGCGUCCCGGUUGACGCAAACCGGUUGAUCAUUAAUAUUGUGAA
This is a messenger RNA of Manihot esculenta (cassava), 1623 nucleotides long. RefSeq lists its product as uncharacterized. The record is from RefSeq and is a predicted model, not a curated record. Bases 384 to 1259 code for a protein of 291 amino acids. The transcript is spliced from 2 exons. NCBI's taxonomy places the organism in Eukaryota, Viridiplantae, Streptophyta, Magnoliopsida, Malpighiales, Euphorbiaceae.